This is a messenger RNA of Selaginella moellendorffii, 913 nucleotides long. Its product is annotated as 3-dehydrosphinganine reductase TSC10A-like. The transcript has 2 exons. Gene Ontology annotation, molecular function: 3-dehydrosphinganine reductase activity. Bases 22 to 402 code for a protein of 126 amino acids. Gene Ontology annotation, biological process: sphingolipid biosynthetic process. The record is from RefSeq and is a predicted model, not a curated record. NCBI's taxonomy places the organism in Eukaryota, Viridiplantae, Streptophyta, Lycopodiopsida, Selaginellales, Selaginellaceae. Gene Ontology annotation, cellular component: endoplasmic reticulum membrane.
GUGAGCCCUAGCGCGGGAGCAAUGGCGGGGCUAGUGGCGGCGGGAGCGGCAGCGGCAGCGUCGGUGGCGUUUGCACUUCUUACAUUUGGCAGGAGGAAGAAACUGGCUAUCCCAUCGCUGGCGGGUAAGCACGUCUUUAUCACAGGAGCUUCCAGCGGCAUUGGGCUCGCCAUUGCCAAGCAGGCCCUCCUCCAAGGGGCAUUUGUUGCCAUCUCGGCCAGAAACCAGCUCAAGCUCGACAAGGCGGCUCAAUCUCUUGUGAGUGAAGCGCACUGCGACAGCCAUAGCAUCAAAGUUUUGGUGGCCGACGUUGGCGAUUUUAAUGCGAUAUCCUCCGCCGUGAGCGAGGCUCACUCGUGGAAACCAAUCGACGUCCUGGUUUGCAACGCGGGGUACACUUAAGGCUGGAUACUUUGACGAAGUCCCGGUAGAAGUCAUGCGGGUCAAGUCCAGACGAACUUGAUGGGAGUGAUUCAUACAGUCCACACCGCGCUUCCACUCAUGAAGCCGCUCGCAAGCGAAAAGAAGCACUCGAUUGUGAUCGUCAGCUCCGGAGCAGGACUGGUAUACUUCACUCCUUUAUAGGAAUCUUUUUGUAUAUCUUGUGUUCAUCUUUUCUCCAGUUCCUUUUGUACGGGAGCUCAGCGUACAGUGCAACCAAGCAUGCUCUACGAGGAUUAGCAGAGUGUCUCCAUCUCGACCAGUUCUGGCCGAGAGUAUUGUAAAUCUCUACGAGGGACCAGCAUCUAUACCAGUGAGUGCCGAAAAAUUCUACUGCUUGUAAAGAAGAAAACUUUGAGCAAUUGUUCUUUAGGCCCAUACUUGGGCAGUACUGCAAGAACACUGUGGUUGGCAUCCUGCAAGCAGGCACAACAUUGGACCUUUAUUCCGUAAACUAGCUCUUUUCAUGCAA